AUGGAGAGGCCAGGAUCACCAGAUCCCAGUAAUCUGUCUAUGAAGAGCGAUGACUCAAAAGAGCAACACAUUGACUUUGGUGGAUCCGUCAUUCCAGACCCCAGCUUUACGAUACAUAGGUUUAAGAUAGAGAGACCAGUAUCACGGGUUCCCAGUAAUCUGUCUAUGAAGAGCGAUGACUCAAAAGAGCAACACAUUGACUUUGGUGGUGGAUCCCUCACUCCAGAUCCCAGAAUUCAGAAGGAUAGACCAGGGUCACCCAGUAAUCUGUCUCUGAAGAGUCAUGUCUCAAAAGAGCAACAAAUUGACUUCGGUGAUGGAUCCUUCACUCCUGACCCCAGGUAUUCUAGUCCUGAAGAUGUCUCCUGUGAUUUCUGUACUGGAAUGAAGCACAAAGCUGUGAAAUACUGCCAAGUCUGCCCUGCUGCCUACUGCGUGAUACAUGUCCGGAAGCACUACACAGAGCCAGCUUUGCAGAGACACAGACUGGUGGAGGUGAAUGGAGACCGGGAGACCAGACUGUGCCAGCAACACUGCAAAGCUCUGGAGCUGUUCUGUCAGACUGACCAGACACUGAUCUGCAGUCUGUGUUCUGCACAGGAGCACAGGAAUCAUGAUACCAUUUUUGUCAAGGAUGAACAUGCUGAGCAAAUCAGUGCGGAGGAGUUCUAUGACAAACUAUCCCAGAAGGCACACAGCCAAGGUCAGUGUGGCAGUGUUACGAUCCCUGCCUCCAAGCAACGAAAGAGGCAGAAGAUGGCAUAG
Messenger RNA from Lepisosteus oculatus (spotted gar), 765 nucleotides. The record is from RefSeq and is a predicted model, not a curated record. Lineage: Eukaryota; Metazoa; Chordata; Actinopteri; Semionotiformes; Lepisosteidae.